Molecule: messenger RNA, 810 nt
Organism: Effrenium voratum
Lineage: Eukaryota; Dinophyceae; Suessiales; Symbiodiniaceae
Source: the annotation of a GenBank genome assembly
AUGCAGCGGAUUGCGGGAGCCUCUCAGGAGCUCCAUGCGAUGGCGGGCCGAGGGCAUGCUGAGGUGGUGGAUGCUGAAUUUAGGGAUCACAGCUGGCGGAUUGGCUUGGUCACCUAUUGCAACUACAACAACAGUGCCACGAACCUUACAGCCCAGUCUCGCAGCAGCAAAGGCGCCUAUGCUGCCAGACACGGCUACAAGCUAAUGCAUAUCGAAGAGCCCUUCGUGACGCAGGCACAUCCUUGGAUGAACAAGCUCAUUGCCAUCCAAAGGAAUUUGCAGGACUUCGAUUGGCUCUUCUGGGUGGACUGCGACCUUUUCUUCAUGAACCCGAAGAAGACGGUUGAUGCCCUCAUCAAUGCAGCUUACUCCAGGACGCCGGAGGCUUCUUUGCUCAUCGCAGAAGACGGAAUGAUGCUUAACAGUGGCUCCUUCCUGCUGCGGAACAAUGACUGGGGUGCAGAUUUCCUGGCUCGUACGGUGGACCUUCUUUCAGCACCAAUGCCUCAGUCCUUCCAGCACAUGCCGUGGCACGAGCAGGCUCCUCUCAUGUACCUGGGAAUGGUGCCUUCCGUGCUGGAAGGGCUCGGGUCUCAAGCACCUGGGCCCUUGGCAUCGGGCUACGACCCUCACGUGGUUCUGCUCAGGCAAAGAGCACUGAACUCCUACCCCCAAGAGCUUGUGCAGAAGACGCAGCACGCUUUGCCUCACGAGGGCUUUGAGGAGGGCGACCUGGUGGUGUCCUUCAACGGCUGCUCCUCUGUGUUGGGCCGCGAGUUUUGCGAGGUCGUUGCAUCAUCUUCAAAAUAG